AUGGCCUCUGAGAACGAGGUCAACACUGCGCCGAAGUUCGCUGGCGACAAGGGCAUAAUGCCCAACGAGGAAGCCGUCCAGUUCGAGUCUCAUAACGCGUCCCCAGAUGUACACGAUGUGGACUGCGAGAAACAUGGCGCAAGCCGCGAGUCCAAUCCGCUCCCCGAUCUGAAGCGGAAGCUAAAGAGCAGGCAUUUGCAGAUGAUUGCUAUUGGUGGUACAAUUGGAACAGGUCUCUUUAUCAGCAGCGGUACUGCGAUUGCCAGCGCCGGUCCCGUCGGUGCACUCAUCGCGUACCUCUUCGUCGGCACGAUCGUUUACUCCGUCAUGACCUCAAUGGGAGAAAUUGCAACCUACAUCCCAAUCCCCGGUGCCUUUACGUCCUAUGCCGCUCGCUUGAUUGACCCCAGUCUGGGUUUUGCUAUGGGCUGGAUCUAUUGGUUCUCUUGGGCCAGCACCUUCGCACUUGAACUGACGGCCACGGGGCUGAUCAUACAGUUCUGGGAUGAGGACAUCAAUAUCGCUAUCUUUAUCGCCAUCUUCUGGGUUGUGAUCACCCUCCUGAACUUCCUGCCCGUCAGCUUUUAUGGGGAAUUGGAGUUCUGGUUUGCCAGCAUCAAAGUCCUCACUGUGAUUGGAUUUAUGGUUUUCGCAAUUUGCAUCAAUGCCGGCGCCGGCGGGAGGGACUAUAUUGGGUUUCGCUAUUGGGUUAACCCCGGUCCUUUUUCGCCGUACGAGCAUGUCUCGCCCGAUUCGACUGCCAAGUUCGUGGGCUUCUGGGCGGUGCUUAUCAAGGCCAGCUUUUCGUACCAGGGCACCGAGUUAGUCGGUAUCGCUGCCGGUGAAACCGAGAACCCUCGCAAGACCGUCCCCUCUGCCAUUCGCAAGACCUGUUUCCGCAUCCUAUUCUUCUUCGUCUUGACAAUCUUUUUCAUCGGUAUCCUGGUGCCCUACACUAACGAAAGCCUCCUCACGGACGGCAAUGAUGCUAACUCCUCGCCCUUUGUCAUCGCCGCCAGGUUGGCCGGUGUCAAAGUCUUGCCGGACAUCAUCAACGCGGUCUUGCUGACGGUGGUGCUUUCUGCUGCCAACUCCAACGUAUACAGCGGAAGCCGUAUCCUGAUCGGCUUGGCCCAGGAAGGGUUUGCGCCGCGUUGGUUCAAGAUGACCACGAAGCAAGGUGUGCCGUACUUCAGCGUGGCGUUUACUGCCGCCUUUGGUUUGCUUGGGUUCAUGAACGUGUCCAAUGCUGGCAGCACGGUAUUCAACUGGCUUCUGAACAUUGCCGGCGUUGCCGGCAUCAUCACUUGGGCGUCGCUAAAUGCUUGCCACCUGGCUUUCAUGCGUGCUUUGAAGGCUCGCAACAUCUCCCGUGAUCUUGUGCCCUACAAAGCUCCUUGGCAGCCAUGGUAUGCCUGGUACGGACUCUUUUUCAACGUCCUGAUCACUCUGACCCAAGGGUUCACUGCCUGGAUCCCGACCUUCAACGUGACCGACUUCUUCAUUGCCUACAUCAGCUUGAUCCUUUUCGUGGUGUUGUACGUGGGCCAUAAGAUCGUCUACCGCACGUCUUUCGUUCGCCCUCUCGAGGCCGACAUCGAUACCGGUCGCACCCCGGUGGAGAAUGAGUCGUGGGAAACGACGGCGCCGACUACGAAGUGGUAUCACAGGCUGAAGCUCGGCUAG
Molecule: messenger RNA, 1686 nt
Organism: Aspergillus steynii IBT 23096
Lineage: Eukaryota; Fungi; Ascomycota; Eurotiomycetes; Eurotiales; Aspergillaceae
Product: putative arginine transporter
Exons: 2
Coding region: 1-1686 (561 amino acids)
Biological process (GO): amino acid transmembrane transport
Cellular component (GO): membrane
Molecular function (GO): amino acid transmembrane transporter activity
Source: RefSeq, a predicted model, not a curated record